Messenger RNA from Zootoca vivipara (common lizard), 7736 nucleotides. The record is from RefSeq and is a predicted model, not a curated record. NCBI's taxonomy places the organism in Eukaryota, Metazoa, Chordata, Lepidosauria, Squamata, Lacertidae.
UUCACUCCUCUGCGCCCAUUUUCCAUCAAGAUCCACCCUGGUUCCCUGUUGCAUACCCUCCAGCAUUUCUCCAAUGAAAAUAGGGACGUCCUGUUCAACAACAAGUGCUUUAAAAAUUGUUUAGGGGCACUGUCAUUUUGACUCCAGAAAAAUCACCAUUUUACAGUUCAAAUCUGGAAAAAUAAUUACAGUAAAUGGACAAAAGUAUAAAGAUUCACAAAAUGUUUAGGUGUAUGUGUCCCCCCCCCCCGGAUAAAAGCACUGAUGAUAAUAAUAAUAUUUAUACCCCACCCAUCAUACAUAAAAGCUUAACAUUAAGCAUAAAAAAACAACAAGUUCCCCGUACAGGGCUGCCUUCAGACACCUUCUAAAGGUUGUAUAAGUUACUUCUCUCCUUGGCUCAGGGGUCACAUAACUCGAUACUGUCCAAAUUUCCAUACCCUCCACAACAUUUCUCCAGUGAAAAUAGGGAUAUCCUGUUCCAUAGCAAUGAUAAUAAUUCUCUGUGUGGCUUCCAACACAUAUAAAAACAAUGAAACUAUAUCGGGCUGCCUUCAGAUGCCUUCUACAGGUUACUUAACUCCUUGGUUGAAGAGUCACACAACUCCCUGCCGUACAACAUUUCUCCAGUGAAAAUAGGGACGUCCUAAGGAAAAGCGGUACAUUCCAGGAUCAAAUCAGACACUGGGACGGCUUUUAUAAAUCCAGGACUGUCCCUGGAAAAUAGGAACACUUGGAUGGUCUGCUGUUCUCUCAGCUUGAUCCAACAGGAUAAUGCACUACCACCACCAGCAGCCAUUUAAUAAGGUUUUAGGCUGCACCCCCUGUGUCUCAAGACCAGGCCAUUCAAACGUUAUUCAUUUAUGUCCCCAUUUUUCCUCCAAAGGAGCUCAAGGUGGCAUAAUCAGGAGGAGGCCAAGCGGGGCUGGUGGUUUCUCCUCCUUCUCCAGCCAUGGAGGGGAAAGAGGAGGGCAAUGGCAGUAGCAGGAGAGGAGCCACCAGCCAUUGAAGCUGAACUGCCACUGCGUUCAGCUCCGUCCCCUGGUUCCUCCUGAUAUCCCUUUAUCACACACAUGUCAUGCGUGUAUCAUCACACACACCAUCUUCUGCUCAGGUUGGCACCUCCGCGCUGAACUGCCUAUAAUUAUUCAAUAUUUGUCCCACAAGUAACAGUAUCUGGUCACUCCUGUUCUACACCACACUUGAGGCUAUUGCUUUGUGGGCCCUUCCUCUACAGCAGAGCUUUCCAAACUCUGUGUUGCGACACAUUAGUGUGUCGGCUGCAGUGUGUAGGUGUGUUGCACGAACACUCCCCGCACUCCUCUCAGGUGUGGAAGGGGGUUUAGUUUAACCUCCACUUUCCUAGUGAUACUGAAGUAAAGGUAAAGGGACCCCUGGCCAUUUGGUCCAGUCGUGACCGACUCUGGGGUUGCGGCGCUCACCUCGGCCAAGGGAGCCGGCGUACAGCUUCUAGGUCGUGUGGCCAGCAUGACAAAGCCCCUUCUGGCGAACCAGAGCAGCACACAGAAACACCAUUUACCUUCCCACUUGGAGUGGUACCUAUUUAUCUGCUUGCACUUUGAUGUGCUUUCGAACUGCUAGGUUGGCAGGAGCUGGGACCGAGCAACGGGAACUCACCCCAUCACUGGCAUUCGAACCGCCGACCUUCUGAUCGGCAAGCCCUAGGCUCUGUGAUUUAAUCCACAGCACCACCUGCGUUACUGAAUUACUGUGUCACAAAAUGAUGCAUGUCUGAAAAGUGAGUCACCAACAUGAAAAGUUUAGAAAGCUCUGAUCUACAAGGAAGAGGGAUGAUGAUAAUUUGCUUAAUGCUGAAAUUGCACAGUUGUGGCAGUGGGUUUGUAUAUACAGAAAAGAGUCUCAUGGUGCUUUUAAUAACACAUUUAUUUAUGCUUUUUUUAUUGUGAAAACCAACAAACAAACUAACAAACAAACAAACAAACCACAAGGUGGUUUACAAAAAGACUUAAUAACCUUACAGUACUUUGAAACCACUGGAAAUGACCACUGGGCACAAAGAGAAGAAUUAACAUCAUGCAUCUGCACCAGCAAAACCAGACACCGCCAUGUGCCCCACCUGCAAUAAAACAUGUCUCUCCUGUAUUUAUAUCUACCGUAUAGCGACAGUAGGUGCUGUAACUCUCCAGUGGUUUAAAUUACCUCAAUUUUCUAACAAUCUGAGUAGGCUUCUGAACAAGAAUGUUUAUCAUGGCAUAAAUCUACCUGGACGAGUGUCCCUUUUAUCAGAUACAUGAAAUGCUAUCCUUACUUGGCAGACACAGAAGAAAAUAUGUAAAAAGUGAGUUCUGAGGAAAAGGGAGGCAAGGACACCAGGCUGUGACAAUUACAUUAAAACCUAAAUGGAUGUAAAAUAAGUACAGCAACCAUUCAAAAAUGAAAUAUCCUGGUAUUGGUAGAUUACAGCAUAAUCCAUUCCUAACCAUGUCUGCUCAGAAAUUAAGGCUUAGUCUGAAGUAAAUGAGAUUAUAAUUGCAGUCUUAAUUAGCACCUGUAAUGGGAUAAAAACGUGUUAUCGUGAUUCAGGCUGUGUGUGUGUGCGCGCACACACACACACACACACACACACAAGUACCCAUAUCUGUUGUAACAAUGUGCAUUGUGUUUUGCAGGGCAAAAAGGAGGUAAGUUGAAGGGACUGAAAAUUUAAUAAUCAAAUUUGCAUUAUUUCUACUAGCAGAUUCAAUUAGCAAAAUGUCCAGGCAAUUGAGUGCAGGUCUUGUUCUCUGUCCCUCUCUCACACUUUUAAAAGAAAGCAAUUGUGAUACAAAAACUUGUACAAUUCUGCACUUGCCUACCUGGGAGUAAGUCCUAUUGAAUACAGUGGAACUUAUUUCUGAGUACUGUAGACAUGAACAGGAUUCUGCUGUGAACAGGGAUUUUUAAAAAGCAUGCUAGUAUACCAGUGAAUUCAUUUAUGAUGAAAAAUACACCGGAUAAUUAUAAAGCUGCAUUGUGGCCACAGGAAUACAGCUUUAUAUUUGACAGAAUGAAUAAAAUACGGAAUUAGUGAAGUGAUGUCCACAGUAUUUAAUACAUAAGAAAUCCACAGUUUUCUUCAUAUUUGGACAAAUGCAAGUUUCCUCCAAAGAGCUCAAGGCAGCGUACAUUGUUCUCCUUCAUUUUAUCCUCGCCUUAAAGCUAUUGCAUGGGAAAAUGGUGGUGUUAACCUAGGUCUCCCAGUUAAAGUAAUGGAUUACUUUGUGUAUGAACAUCAGCAGGUGAAUCCAUACAGUCUUUUCUCACUGCUAAGUAAUUUUUGCAGCCACCUUGUGGGGAAUAUCUGUAUUAACAUACCCUUUGUUUAGCAGGAAAUGGGAUCUAAGUAAGGAAUCGUCGACACUGUUAGGCAAAUGCAGCCAUAAUCUUUGACUGUUGGUGAUCUAUCUUCAUGUUCUGCUACCUACAUAGUGCUGCUUCAAACAAAGAGAUAUAUGAAUCUGCCCUGAACUGAGUCAGAACAUUGAUCCAUAGGGCGGUGUAGUAUUUUCUACUCUGAUGGUGGGUGGAGAGGAGACUGUAGAGAGGCCUGGGUCUACAACUGCCUUCCCACAAUGGAAAAAGAUUUGCAUCUGUCUGUCUUGGGAGGUAAAGGUAAAGGGACCCCUGACCAUUAGGUCCAGUCGUGACCGACUCUGGGGUUGCGGCACUCAUCUCACAUUAUUGGCCGAGGGAGCCGGCGUACAGCCUCCGGGUCAUGUGGCCAGCAUAACAAAGCCGCUUCUGGUGAACCAGAGCAGCACACGGAAACGCCGUUUACCUUACCUAUUUAUCUACUUGCACUUUGACGUGCUUUCGAACUGCUAGGUGGGCAGGAGCAGGGACCGAGCAACGGGAGCUCACCCCGUCGCAGGGAUUCGAACCACCGACCUUCUGAUCGACAAGCCCUAGGCUCUGUGGUUUAACCCACAGCGUCACCCGCUCUUGGGAGAUAAGUGGAUACACACCCCACCUAAGUCCCAGUAUAUCCUUCAAGCUGCCAAGAAUGCCCUUGGCAAUAGAGGCUCUCACUUCCCUCCAUUUAAAUGCAGAACUCCUUAGGGCCAGACUUCAGUGGAGUAAUAAUAAUAAUAAUAAUAAUAAUUAUUAUUAUUAUUAUUAUUAUUAUUGUAUUUGUUCUCAAGACAUGACCUGGAUGGGAAUGGGAUUUGAGUGAAGGGCAAAGAGCACAACAGUUUCAAGCCAAACCCCAGACAGCUUACCCUGGUUAGCCUCCUUGCCGCAGCUGCUUUCUCCUACUGAAAACUAGGAGGAAGUGCUUUUUGGUGGGUUCUUUCCUAAUCAAACCACUCUCUCAAAGGCAUUUCCUCUCAGUUCCAGGCAUGCUGAGAGAAGGGGAAAAUGCAACUGUGGGUAGCGUAGAUUGGGGGGGGGGGGGAGGUGCUUCCUUCUUUCUUAUGUCCCUUCCACCCUGCUGUGAAUUUUUGAUGGACACCACUAGUAUCUCUUGAUGUGCAGGGCGGCCUGUUCAAUGAUCCUGGAAUGCAGAAGAUGCACGUCGGCAGGACACCCUGACUGAAAACCUGUGUGGUUUGCAACAGCAAAAUGGCAAAAGUUGACGGCGUGAUAAAUGAGGACGCUGCCAGAUUGGAAAUUCUUUGUCACUGCUUGGUAAGAUGUGUCCAUUCCAACCUUGUACGCCUGCUAUCAUCAGAUAAAGAAUGUACAGCCUUGCCCUAUGCAUUACCCAAAGCUCUCUUGGAGUCUGGCACUUUGAAAAGGGCUUUGUGGUUUUCUAGGGUUCUAGGUGGCUAAAGGUAAAGGGACCCCUGACCAUUAGGUCCGGUUGCAGACGACUCUGGGGUUGCAGCACUCAUCUCGCGUUAUUGGCCGAGGGAGCCGGUGUACAGCUUCCAGGUCAUGUGGCCAGCAUGACUAAGCUGCUUCUGGUGAACCAGAGCAGCUCACGGAAACGCCGUUUACCUUCCCGCUGGAGCGGUACCUAUUUAUCUACUUGCACUUUGCCGUGCUUUCGAACUGCUAGGUGGGCAAAAUGAGCCCAAUGUGGACAAGAAUAGGCCAGAGUUUUGACCUUUGCAUGUAAAUAGCAUUGAUUAUAAAACAACAUUUGUGAGAGUAUUGUUUUUAAAGGAUAGAAAAGGGGUAAUACCAGAAAAAUCCAGUCUGCCUAAAAGCAUCAUUGUUAAUUAUUGUAGAAGGUUAAACAAACCUUGUCUUUGCUUCCAAGUUUAAGCUGCAGAGGAUGGAUAAUACCUAAACAAUAUAUCAUCUCCUAGUGUCUAAAUCCAUUGCUACAAAUGCUAUUCCACCCAAUGUAUCUCCAGAAAUGUAUAUCUGAGGGUAAAAGGCAUACAAUAAUAUGUAUAAUGUAAUAUGUUUUCUGUGAACCGCCCUGAGACCUCCAGGUAUAGGGCGGUAUAUACAUUCAAUAAAUAAUAAUAAUAAUAAUAAUAAUAAUAAUAAUAAUUACACUUAACAUUAAAAACCCAUUUCCAUCUUGUGAAAACAAUGUGGAAAGCUAUAAAAAGGGUAAAAACAGAAGUGAGGAGGAGGCAAAGAAACUCAUUGUAAACCUUCUUUGAGAGUCAGGUAGCCGUGUUGGUCUGACACAGUAGAAAUAUAUAUAAAAAUAAUAAUAAUAAAUUGACCAGUAGCACCUUAGAGACCAACUAAGUUUGUUCUUGGUGUGAGCUUUCGUGUGCACUUCUUUGAGAGACUGCUGUUAAUUUAUAAUUUUGAGGCAUACAAUGUGGGCAUGUCUUGUGUUAUUUUCUUUUUGGUUACUGUCUGCAUUAAUUUUGUAUCUAACGAAUCCUUGAUAUUUACAGGGCCCAUGACUUUAAAAAUAUUUUCCUGUGGUAAUGGCAGGACUGAAAAAGUGGAUUUUGCAAGGCCUUAUGGUUUCCAAGAGCCUGGAAGGGCAAGCACCUGUUACACAAUGAUUCAAGGACCUUGCUACAUUUGAACGUAUUUCUUAUAAACAUCAAUUUUGUUUGGAUAUCUGUCAGGAAAUUUUGACGGGACUUUGGGGCAAAGUGGAAGAGAUUCGAAAGCAUCACACUCAGGGUCUUGAGUCAUUUUCCAGUUUUUGCAUGAAGGCACUAGGAUUCCUUAGCGUGACAUCUGUGGAUGGAACCAGUCGAAGAAUUGUGUGCAUCUGUGCUCUCCAAUUCUACAGAAAGAGAAUUUAUAGGAAACUAUGAGAUCCCAAGUGAGUACGAGGAAGAGAUUCCUCCUGGAGAUGAUCCAGAGAAGGUGCAGCAAGAUGAGCUUCUACCAAGACAAAAUGAAGAAAAUGCGUCUCAGAGUGAGGGAGGAGGCAUUACAGCUGAGCAGAUGCAAAGCAAUUGUCCUGAUCAGCAGCAUAAUGAACCUGCAGAUCGAGAUGGUUGCCUGGGACUCCGCCAAGACACCGUGUCUCCACCUGGGAUUCCCUUGGGAGUAGAUCCUUUUCGUUACACUGAAGGUGGGGAGAGCGUCCAAUAUAAUUCAAGCCUUAAUGUCCAACCUGAGAUCUCUCCAGUGGGAGAGAAGCCUCAUAAGUGUAUUGAAUGUAGCAAGAGCUUUAGCUGGCGCUCUGACCUUAUUAAACACCAGAGAAUUCACACAGGAGAGAAGCCCUACAUAUGCAGUGAAUGUGGGGAAAACUUCACUGUGAGUUCUCACCUUUUUACACAUAAAAGAAUCCAUACCGGAGAGAAGCCUUUCCUUUGUCCCGAGUGUGGGAAAUGCUUCAGUCGGAACGCGCACCUUGUGAACCACCAAAGAACCCACACGGGGGAGAAACCCUUUGAGUGUAGCGAGUGCGGGAAAAGCUUCAGCGAUUUCUCAACCCUGACUCAGCACCAGAGAACGCACACAGGCGAAAAGCCCUAUAUAUGUGUUGAAUGUGGGAAAGGCUUUAUACAGAGUUCACAUCUCGCAAGGCACCGGAAAACCCACAUGGGAGAGAAACCCUACAAGUGUGCUGAGUGUGGCAAAGGCUUCCGAUACAAGACGCAUCUUGUACAACACCACAGACUUCACAUAGGAUAGGAAAGCAGGGGGAAGACGACUGCCUUGCCUAUAAAAGCUAAUGAAUGUUUUAAGUUUCAUGGGGAAAUGAAAUAAAGGAACCUUAAGAAAAGUAGUGUUUUUAACUGUAGUGAUAAGAGGCCAGAGCUGUACUUUAAGUAGGAAACAUGUUUGCUGUGUAUAAACCAUUGCUUGCCAAGUCAGUGUUUAAACUAUGGGUGGCAUGUGUGUCUGGAAAGCCUGGCCAAACUUAUGUGGAAGGACUUGUGCGGCACUGGGGCAAUGUAGGCUGAAGCUUCCCCAAGUAACAGGGAGGGAAGCUGGAUGUUGCAAGUCAGGUAAUUUGGGGAGGUGGGUGAGUAUAGUUGCUGGAUUGAUGAGAAUGGGAACUUUGGACCUGUAGGGAUACAGUCACCAAGACAUCAGCUGAUGUGCAGUAAGUGAGAGGAACACUUUGUUUGUCCUUAUUUAGAGAGCAGAAAGCAUGUUGUGUUGUGUUGUUGAUUCCAAAUGGUGGAUUUGGAAACCCCUUCCUUUUUCAUCUGCAGGUGGGAAAAUUCCCCUUCGUCUUUCACGCAAUAUCUCCCCUGAUUGCAUUGAUGUGUGUAUGCGCGCACAUGCUGCUCUAGGGGCUCAGCCAAACCUGGUGUGUUGGGGAAGAGGAAGUGGAAGAGGUUUUGAACAUGUUAACAAUGUUAACUCUACUUUUCUCUGAAAUAAAA